GAGCGAAGCCGGUUAAUUAAAUCACCAAACACUCACCUCCGACACGAUACAUGUUAGCUGUCAUCUUCAAACACAAAAACAAUUUACUCCUAACAGUAAUACUACGUUAAUACGACACACAUUUUAAAUAAUUUCGUAGAAUUUCUUCAAUGUUUUGUCAGUGCACUAAACACCAUCAAGCCAACAGACGCCAUUUUCUCAAAUCAAACUCCCUGUUGGCGUCUGAGCAAAGAAUCACACACGAUUGUUAACAGCAGCGCCAAAAGAACUCUUAGCGGACAGUAGCAGAAACAUUGCGACGAUAAAACAGAAACACGCAAAAAAUACGCAAAAAACUGUAUCACGUGUGUGACAGUAUGACAUUUCUCCACAUAACCUCACAAAAUGGACAAGAAACGAAAACUUAAAACUGAAAACGACGAGUAUGAAUUCGACCCCACGCCCAAACACCUGACCCAGACCCAUCUCAAAAAUCACGAAAAACGACUCAUUAUUAUCCUCGAAGGGGCGCAACUCGAGACAGUCAAGGUGGGCAACAAAUUCGAAUUACUCAACUGUGACGACCAUGUGGGCAUUUUGAAAAAUUCGGGGCGUUCUCAGUCUCUCUACCGGCCGGAUAUAACGCACCAGUGUCUCUUAAUGCUGUUUGAUAGCCCCUUGAAUAGGGCCGGACUGUUGCAAGUUUACGUCCACACAGAAAACAACGUGCUCAUUGAAAUCAACCCCCAGACUCGCAUACCAAGGACUUUCAAACGAUUCGCCGGUCUUAUGGUACAGUUAUUACACAAAUACUCGAUACGAGCCGAAAGCGGUCCCAAAUUACUCAAAGUUAUCAAAAAUCCGGUCACCGAUCACCUUCCUGUUGGCAUAAAGAAGUACGCAAUGUCUUUCUCGUCAAAGAAAUCAGUGAAGUGUGCAGAGCUCGUCCCGAAAAAUGAGGACCCUGUUGCGGUGGUGGUGGGUGCUAUGGCUCGAGGAAGUGUGAAUAUGGACUAUACUGAAGAGACUUUUUCUAUUAGUAACUAUCCACUUUCAGCGGCACUUACAUGCACAAAACUUUGCUCAGCGUUUGAGGAACAAUGGGGUGUGCACUAAUAUUUACUUUUAAGGAACAAUAUUUUAAAAAUUGUAUUUUGCAAAAAAAUAUAUAAUUACAAAUGAU
This is a messenger RNA of Tribolium madens (black flour beetle), 1162 nucleotides long. RefSeq names its product ribosomal RNA small subunit methyltransferase NEP1. The transcript has a single exon. Lineage: Eukaryota; Metazoa; Arthropoda; Insecta; Coleoptera; Tenebrionidae. Gene Ontology annotation, cellular component: small-subunit processome; nucleolus. Bases 385 to 1095 code for a protein of 236 amino acids. The record is from RefSeq and is a predicted model, not a curated record. Gene Ontology annotation, molecular function: rRNA binding; rRNA (pseudouridine) methyltransferase activity. Gene Ontology annotation, biological process: rRNA base methylation.